Molecule: messenger RNA, 1604 nt
Organism: Melanotaenia boesemani (Boeseman's rainbowfish)
Lineage: Eukaryota; Metazoa; Chordata; Actinopteri; Atheriniformes; Melanotaeniidae
Product: collagenase 3-like
Exons: 13
Biological process (GO): extracellular matrix organization; proteolysis; collagen catabolic process
Cellular component (GO): extracellular matrix
Molecular function (GO): metalloendopeptidase activity; zinc ion binding
Source: RefSeq, a predicted model, not a curated record
UGAGGCAAGAUUAGAUAAACAGAAGAAAAUAUUUUAACAAUAUGCAUCUUGCUGAUUCUGGGAUACUGCUGCUGGCUUGGUUAACUACGUGCAAUGCAGCACCUAUUAUUGCUCCAUGGAUCUCAGCUGAGGACGAAGAUCUGGCAAAGAAAUACCUCUCUCAGUACUACUCUGAUGCUCAGACGAGUCCCUCAGUGAAGAGUAUUGCUGAAAACCCCUUCCCUGAAACUCUUCGGAGCAUGCAGACCUUUUUUGGCCUGGAGGUGACAGGUGUCUUAAAUGAUAAAACCUUGGAAGUGAUGAGGGCUCCUAGGUGUGGUGUGACAGACGUUUAUAAAUUUAAACACAUGCCUGGAAGACCAAAAUGGGAGAAAAGCUUGAUCACAUACAGAAUCACUGAGUACCCUCAGAAUCUGAUGCAGAGUCAGGUGGAUGCAACCAUUGCUCAGGCCUUCCAGCUCUACAGUGAUGUCAUCCCACUGGAUUUCCAACAGAUCUACUGGGGUACUGCGGACAUUAUGAUCCUCUUCCAGAGCAGAUUUCAUGGAGACUCUGUCAUUUUUGAUGGGCCGGGAAACAUAUUGGCUCAUGCCUUUGAACCUGGAGAGAAUGAGGGAGGAGAUGUACACUUUGAUAAGGAUGAAACUUGGACUUUAACCCAUUUAGAUUUUAAUCUGCUGCUGGUGGCGGCCCAUGAGUUCGGCCAUUCUCUGGGCCUGGAUCACUCCAGUGACGAAAGUGCAUUGAUGUUCUCCAAAUAUCAAUAUGUCAACACAGAUGGAUACAGGCUGCCAGACGAUGAUGUACGUGGAGUUCAAGCACUUUAUGGUAAACAAACAAAUCAAUAAACUAAUUCUAACAUGAGACAACCUACUGGCCCACAACCUGGACCAGACCCAGUCCCUCUGCCCAACCCACAAAACCAACAAUGCAGUCAAGAGCUGGUGUUUGAUGCUGUUACCUCCAUAUGUGGAGACCUUUUCUUCUUCAAAAACGGAUACUACUGGAGGAGGAGUACUGGUUUUCCAGAAAUUAGAUUUUCAAAAGUGAGUACAACAUGGCCCCAAAUCAAUCAUGUGGAUGCGGCUUUUGAAGUCCCAAACAUGCAACUGGCAUAUUUUUUUGAAGGUAAUCAAUACUGGGGCAUCAGACCCUGUGACAUGACAAUAAUACCAGGCUUUCCACAGCCUAUCACCAACUUUGGCCUCCCCUCCUACAUUAAUAAGGUGGAUGCUGCUGUCUAUGAACCAACAACAGGAAGAGCACUGAUGUUUGUGAAUAACCAAUAUUGGAGCUAUGAUUACAAUUCUUACCAACCGGAAAGUGGAUACCCACGAUACAUCUCACUGGAUUUUCUGGGGAUUGGCUCCAAAGUUGACGCAGCCUUUGAGAAUCUUGGAUAUCUGUAUUUCAUCGAAGGUGCCAGACAGAGCGAGUACUACCUGUCAUAUAAGAGAGUAAUGCGUGUGAUAUUCAACUAUCAAUGGCUCAACUGUGCUCAACUUAUAAAAUAGUGUUGGUGGUGUUAGGUUGGGUGUGGGGCCAUGGCCGUCUUUCUGCUAUGAAAAAGGAUCCUUUGAACACUCCCAGCCGUGCCUGCACCC